CAACAGAGUAAGGAGAAAUAUACAGAAAAGCAGAGCGAUCCACACACAUCAGUUAGUAGCUUUAAGCUAAAACAGAACAACAGAGGCCAGAAGCAGAAGAAAACAGAAAAGAAAUAGGAAGAAAAAAGUGAAAGUUGUUUCUUAGCUGGGAAUCCACUCAGUAGACUGCAUAAGCUUCAGUUUGUGUCCAAACUAAACCAGUGCAACUGGGAGUCUACUUUCAGAACAGGCUAGUUGUCUACCCACAGUGAACAACUGCACCAUGGCUGACAACUUGAAUGCGGAGUCUAAUUAUAUCCCGGACAAACAUGACCUGCACUGGGGCUACGAGGAAGGUGUAGAGUGGGGACUCCAUUUUCCAGCAGCCAAUGGUGAGUACCAGUCCCCAAUUAACUUAAACUCCAGGGAGGCCCAGUACGACCCAUCCCUCCUGGAUGUCGGCUUAUCACCAAACUAUGUGGUGUGUCGAGACUGUGAGGUCAUCAAUGAUGGACACACUGUCCGCAUCAUUCUCAAGUCCAAGUCAGCCCACAAUGACCUGUUUCCUGUGCUGUUGCCAGUGGUUACUGGGGGUCCAUUACCUAGUGAUCAUGAGUAUGAGCUUCAUGAGGUUCGAUUCCACUGGGGCAAGGAGAACCAGAGAGGAUCAGAGCACACUGUCAACUUCAAGGCUUUCCCCAUGGAGCUCCAUCUGAUUCACUGGAACAGCACUCUAUUUAACACUUUAGAAGAUGCUCUGGGAAAGAAGAAUGGAGUCCUCAUUAUUGCUCUUUUUGUUCAGAUUGGUAAGGAGCAUCUGGGUCUGAAGGCCAUCACUGAGGUUCUACAGGACCUGCAGUACAAGGGGAAGAGCAAGAUAAUCCCGUGCUUCAACCCCAACACUUUGUUACCUGACCCAUUAUUAAGAGACUACUGGGUGUACGAAGGAUCUCUGACCACUCCACCUUGUAGUGAAAAUGUGACCUGGAUCCUCUACCGCUACCCUCUUACCAUCUCACAACUACAGAUUGAGGAGUUUCGCAGGCUGCGGUCCCAUGUUAAAGGGGCGGAGCUGCUGGAAGGGAAUGAUGGGAUGUUGGGGGACAACUUCCGCCCCACACAACCACUCAGUGACCGGACGGUUCAUGCUGCCUUCCAAUGACUCUCACUUUUCACUGCCAACUCAAAGAAACUAUGGGACCUACAGAUACAAAAACAGGAGGAAAGAAGGAUGAGGUGCGUGGAGAGGAACAAACAGAAGUGGAGAGGAAGAGAUGAUGUGGUUGUAGAUCAGCUCCAGACUAAAGCAGGAAAAAUAAACUAUUGACACAUGCA
Messenger RNA from Monopterus albus (swamp eel), 1314 nucleotides. RefSeq names its product carbonic anhydrase VIII (gene ca8). The transcript is spliced from 9 exons. Gene Ontology annotation, molecular function: zinc ion binding; carbonate dehydratase activity. The coding region runs from base 263 to 1141 and encodes 292 amino acids. The record is from RefSeq and is a predicted model, not a curated record. NCBI's taxonomy places the organism in Eukaryota, Metazoa, Chordata, Actinopteri, Synbranchiformes, Synbranchidae.